Gastrolobium bilobum is the source of this 4300-nucleotide messenger RNA. Its product is annotated as COP1-interacting protein 7-like. The transcript is spliced from 13 exons. Lineage: Eukaryota; Viridiplantae; Streptophyta; Magnoliopsida; Fabales; Fabaceae. The coding region runs from base 158 to 4102 and encodes 1314 amino acids. The record is from RefSeq and is a predicted model, not a curated record.
UCACUGAACCGAUUUUGGGACUGUGAUUGAUUAUUUUUAACACCCUUUGUGAUUUGCCAUCUUAUCUUCAGUGAGAACCCAGUUGCUAGAUUGUUACUUGUUAGUCUUAACUACUUUGGUUGGUGUUUUUUUUUUUCUUUUUUCUUUGUGAUAAACAAUGAACUCUUCAGCAAGGUUGGAUUCAGCUGUGUUUCAGCUCACACCCACUCGAACCAGGUUUGACUUGGUUAUAACUGUGAAUGGAAAGAAGGAGAAAAUUGCCUCAGGCUUGCUCAGUCCAUUCCUUUCCCACUUGAAGGCUGCUCAGGAUCAGAUGGCCAAGGGCGGUUAUUCAAUUUUUCUUGAGCCUGAGGGUGGAAGGGAUGCUACAUGGUUUACUAGGGGAACUGUUGAAAGGUUUGUUCGCUUUGUGAACACUCCUGAGAUAUUGGAACGUGUGUAUACUAUAGAAUCUGAAAUAUUACAAAUUGAAGAGGCAAUUGCAAUUCAAGGAAAUAAUUCUUUAGGGAUUAGCACUGUGGAAGAAAACCAAGUAAAACAUGUGGAAAACACUGAAGGUAGGAAGGCUCAGCAGGAUACUAAUGAGGAGAAAGCAAUUGUCCUUUACAAGCCUGAUGCACAGCCACCUGAAGCAAAUGGAAGCAUCGCAUCAGAAGGAAACUCAAAGGUUCAUCUUCUGAAAGUCCUAGAAACACGUAAGUCAGUGCUGCAGAAGGAGCAGGGCAUGGCAUUUGCACGAGCUGUUGCUGCUGGUUUUGACAUUGACUAUAUACCAGUUUUGAUGUCAUUUGCUGAAUGCUUUGGAGCAUCUCGCCUGAUGGAUGCAUGCACAAACUUUAGGGAUCUUUGGAAAAGAAAACAUGAAACUGGACAAUGGCUUGAAAUUGCUGCUGAUGAAGUGAUGUCCAAUCGCUCAGACUUCUCUGCUUUACAUGCAUCUGGCGUUAUACUUCCCAAUAUGGCCUCUGGAUCCCAUACUGAAUUGGACUCGGAGAAUAAUGUGAAAGCAAGUUCAGAUCUGCCUCCAAUGGACCGCCAAUCAUCUGUUGGCCACCAAGACAAUAAUAUUCAAGGUCAAUUUCCACAUUAUAUGUUCCCUCCUUGGCCUGUUCAUUCUCCCCCAGGUGCUGUGCCAGUCUUUCCACCAUAUCCAGUGCAGGGUAUACCCUACUAUCAAACAUAUCCAGGAAACAGUCCAUUUAUGCAGCCAACUUAUCCACCUAUGGAGGAUCCCAGUCUAAUUGCUAGUCAAAAUAUGGGGCACAGAAGGCAUUCCAUGGAUAGUAGGCACAACAAUACUGAGUCAGAAACAUGGGAUGUAGAAGCUUCAAAAUCAAGGUUGCAGGAUGGAGUCGAUAUGGAGAGGGAAGGUUCACAGACUGGAGAUCGGAGGAAGAAAGCUAGCCGAUUAGGUAGACAGAAAUCUGGCACGGUGGUCAUUCGGAACAUCAAUUACAUAACAAAGACAGAAAACUCUUCUGGAAGUGGAUCAUAUUCUGAUUCUGCCUCAGAAACUGAUGAAGAUAAAGAUAAUCAAGAAUCUGUGAAGACCUCAAAAAGAAGGGGCUUCGGAAAAGAAUCUUCGAAGAAGUUGAAUUCAUCUGAUAAGGAAGAAACAGAUCAUGGGAAGGAUGCAGAUGGAGGACACUGGCAAGCAUUCCAAAAUUGUUUACUGAGAGAUGCUGAUGAAGAUAGACAUGACAUUGACCAAGGCCAAUUUGAUCAGGUAAAGGUAGGUGACAUGAGAAGAAAAAAACACAUUGCAGUCAAUGAUCCUUUAGUUUUUAGUGAGAGGGAUAUGCAUGAAGUUCAAGGGAAUUGCACUAUUGAUAUGCAUAGCAUUAGCAACGGGUUGACCCACAUGCCUAAGGCAUCCAAUGAUGCUUUAUUGUUAUCUGGAAGGGCAGGGCAGUCUGGUGAUGGAAGGUCUGCAGAUGAUGUACAAUCUAUAGAGGUAAACGGAAGAAGGGGUGGUUAUAGGAGGGCUGCCAGUGAUGAUUUCAUCAUUCCUAAACAAGAAAGUCAGUUUGGUAAUUCAUAUCCUUCCUCAUAUAUGGAAACUGCCAGUGGACCUGGUUAUUCAAACAAUAAUGUGGAUAGGAAGUUGUCUCAUGAUAUGAAUGAUGAUUCCUACAUAUUAGAGUAUAGAUCAAUCCAAGUCAAUGAGGCAGGAAAUGUUGAAAGAAAUGCUAUUGACAUGGACUCUGAAUUCCCAAUGUUGCAUCAAAAGGAAGAAAAAUCUUCUUAUGAGACAAACCGUAUCAAUUAUCUGCCAGAUGACUUGAGCAUGAUGCCUGAACGAGGAGCUGAAAGGGGGUCAAUGAGUUAUGACCCUGCUUUAGACUAUGAAAUGCAGGCCCAGGCUGGUGGUGUUUUACAAGAUAAGAACAAAAAGGUAUUGGCUGACACCAAACCAGGAACUAAGAGGUUAGAUAAGGAGCCAAAAUCAAAAGUAACUCCAAAGAGUGCUGAUAAAACAAAGUCUGUUGGGCCUAUAAGGAGAGGGAAGACUUCUAAACUUAGUCCUUUGGAUGAAGCACGGGCACGUGCUGAGAAGUUGCGAAAUUACAAAGCUGAUCUCCAGAAAAUGAAGAAAGAGAAGGAAGAGGAAGAGAAAAAACGCCUAGAAGCUUUAAAGAUGGAGAGGCAAAAGAGGAUUGCUUCCAAGAGUAGCUCAAUCACUAUGCAGUCGCCAGUGCCCUCACAGCUAACCAAGAAACAAUUUCCAACAAAACUUUCUCCAAGCUUUCAUAAAGGUUCAAAAUUUAGUGAUUCAGAACCAGGACCAUCCUCACCCCUUCAAAGAUUCCCCAUCAAAACUGUUUCUGUUGGAUCUAAUGAUUCUUUAAAAGCCUCAAAAACCAGCAGAUUGAAUACUAAAAGUCACUUGGAUGAUAGCAAAUUAAGCCGGUCAGUUUCUUCUUUGCCUGAAUCUAAGCUAGAGAAGGGUGAUAGUACAACUGAUUCUAAGGCAUCAAUGGCACGGAUUAGAAGAUUGUCAGAACCUAAGAUGAGUACCAUUCGUCAGACUUCCUCAGUUAAACCAAAUGGCACCAGGACAAUAUCCAAGACUAAGGCAGCUGAUGGACCCGAGAGCAAAAAGAUUUCUGCUAUUGUGAGUCAUGAUAAAAGCAGGACAGCAGCCCUUCCAGAACUAAAAGUGAGAACACCUAAAGCAAGUGAGAUUGUACAUAACAGGGCAUCAGUCAAAGAGAAGACACAGAAGUUGAAUGAUAACAAGUCUUCUAUGAAUUCAGAUGGUACCAUACUGAAGAAAAAUGAAAUGGGAACUUCAUCCAAUGAUGAUGGAGAUGACAAUCCUGUAGUUGAGAAGACUGUUGUGAUGCUUGAGUGUGAGAAACCGUAUGCCCCUGCUAUUCGCAAGCCAGAAGAAAAGUUUGGGAUACCAAAGAAACAUUAUGAUAAUGAUGAAGUGACAGAGAAAACUGAGACAGCAGCAAAUUAUGUUGCUAUUCGUGCUCCUAUUUCACCAUUAAGCAUGGAUAUAAUAGAUAAAGAAACCUCAGAGAGCCAAUCACACCUGCAACCCAUAUCUACCGAGGUCAUAAUGGAUUAUACAGGGAAAGAACCUUCAAAAUCAUCCAGCGUUUGCAUUACGGAGACAUAUCAUGCUCCAUAUGCUCGAGUUUCUUCUAUGGAAGAUCCUAGUACAAGAAAUAGUGAGUAUGGUAAAUCAGCCCCCACAAGUUUAGAGACUGCAGCAAUUGGUGUGGAGACUGUUAAAGCACACGUGUCUGACACUAGGAACUCAACGCUUGAGAAGAUUCCUGAAGCAAUUGAGAAGCCUCAGGUAAAGGAAUCAUCAAAAGGGUUUAGACGACUGCUAAAGUUUGGAAAAAAGAGUCAUAGCUCAGCUACUGCUGGUGGCAACAUGGAAUCACAUAAUGUCAGCAUUGAUGGUUCUGAGGCAGAUGAGGUUGGAACUAACGAUUCCUCUAACGAAGUUCAUACUUUGAAGAAUUUGAUCGCUCAAGAUGAAACUCCCACAGCCAGCACAACUCAACAUAAGUCCUCUCGCUCUUUCUCCUUGUUAUCACCAUUUCGAGGCAAGAAUAGUGAAAAGAAGAUUAUGAUGGCUUAGUGGAUGCUGUUAUUGGUAAGGUUGAUGCAGUGACAAGCUUGAAGACUCUUCACUUUGAUUCUUUUCAUUUUUUUCCCCUCUAGUGUCCAUGAGUUAUUGUCUAGCUGGAUAAGAUAUCUGGGUAAUGCAUUGCUAUGAAAUUGGUCUUUGUAUAUUCAUGUUUUGUGGUUCAUUUGCCAAAGUAAUUUGUAUAUUUUA